GCCAAAUCAUUUAAUGGGUAGAACAAUUAACUUGGCUAAGAGAGAAAGGAAGCCAGUACCUCUUUUUCUGAAGAGACAAGGACCAAAAGGAGUCUGAAUCUCAAUUUCUGGGAUAACAAAGCUCCAGAUAAUUAUCGGAAUGCUGCAAUAUUUCAUAAAAAUUGACCCUUCACCUUCAGUGAACAUUGAAGUUUACAAGGAUAAAACUCGGAGGUGACUUCAGAAGAUAAAAGUAGCAGAGUUCUUUAGGUGCAGACCUAGUAACCCCUUGUUGGUUAAAACUGAGAAAUUAUGUCUAAGCUACCGAAACGCUGAUUUUGAAAUAAAAUUCCAAGAUUCCUUUCUAAGCGUAGAUGAGAAUCUUCAUAAAUUGGGAAAUACUUGCAGAAAAUGUCAAGACUUGGAGAAAGCCAAUCAGUCUCUAAGCAUAGAAAAUGAGAUCCUAAAAAGCCAAGUGCAACAGCUUAAACAAGAUUUGAGGCUUCUAAAGGCCCAAAAUAACCAUCAGAAAACAAAGCAUACCUUUAAGCCCAAGACAGCUAAAAAGAGCAAGAUUUAUGGAAGCUUUGUAAAAGAUGUGGAAAGGGUUACCUUAACACUCAGUAAUGGGAAAGAUCUCCCAUAUAAGGUCCAAUCAACUGCUGGAAAAAGGAUCAAGAAGAAUAAUACCCAAAGUUCAUACUGUGGAACUAAUGAUACCACACCGACUCAUAAGCGAUUAUCUCACAAUAGUAGCCCAAUAGUGAAAUUUAGGAAAAAAAAUCUAGAGAACUCGAAGACAAUAGUGCCUGAUCACGAAGAAGAUGAACUAAAGAUGUUCUUAGAAGCAGAAAGAGCUGUGCAAGAAACCAUUUUAGAUAAGCCUUUCAAGUCUUGAAACUUAAAGGAUGAGUGCCCAAGGAAGACAAAUUUAUUGAACGUCCUCAAUAACGAGAUCAUCAAUAAGCAGUGAAAGAAGGAUGGAGAAGGAGAAAUCAAAAAGCUAGACAAUGAACCAAGCCUUAGUUUGACGACAACUAUUCCAGAAGAACUAGGCUCUAGAUUAAUUAAGCCAGUUUCUAAGACCCCAUACUCUACAGUCUUUCACAGAAGAAAUAUGAGCUCUUUUCCUGGAACUACAAAGAUUGAUCUCAACGACGAGGCAUCUUACAAAACAGAAUCUCAAAUUUCACCACAUCGUGUAAUGAUACCUUCAUAUCUUGAGAGCACAAAGUUUAAGUUCAGUGAUGAUAAGAACAAUAAAUUACGAUUCUACAAGAAGAUGUUUGGGAGCAAGCCGAGCGCUACAAAGACCUGAAUGCUUCAGAAGAGGUCUUAUCUCCAAUGCAGCUCUGAAAGGAGGUAUAAAAAUCCUGUCAAAGGAAUCAAAGAGGUCUCUGUACAGUUGAAUAAUACUAAGUAUCAAACUUCUACACAACAGAAGAAGCCGAAGAAAUGUACUCUGGAUUUGGACCACAAAUACAACGCUACAAAAAUUAUUCCUUCCGGAAAGGGCAGCUCGAAGAACUUAUCAAAACCUCCAUCUUCAAAAGAGAGAAGACUCAACUAUUCAAUUUUCAUCAAGCCAAAAUCGCCUUCACUGUUUACAAAAUCAAGAUUAGGAGUCUUGGGGAGCCACUCAUCUAUAAAGAGUCCUUUCGGGAAAAGGAUUAUGUCUAAACCUUACAUUUCCAAAACAAACCUGCUUAAGGGUUAAACAUAAUUUGGCGCAUAAUUGCUCAUUUUACACAAAUUUAGGAU
Messenger RNA from Moneuplotes crassus, 1740 nucleotides. NCBI's taxonomy places the organism in Eukaryota, Ciliophora, Spirotrichea, Euplotida, Euplotidae. The record is from the annotation of a GenBank genome assembly.